Messenger RNA from Microthlaspi erraticum, 480 nucleotides. Lineage: Eukaryota; Viridiplantae; Streptophyta; Magnoliopsida; Brassicales; Brassicaceae. The record is from the annotation of a GenBank genome assembly.
AUGAAUACCGAUGGAGCUUCCCGGGGAAAUCCGGGAUUAGCAUCAGCCGGGGGAGUAUUGAGAGAUGAGAAUGGCAUGUGGAUCUGUGGCUUCGCUCUAAAACUUGGCAUCUGCUCAGCUCCGCUUGCUGAAUUGUGGGGUAUCUACUAUGGUUUAUGGACGGCAUGGGAGAGAAGGGUGCCGAGAGUAGUGGUGGAAGUGGAUUCAGAAUUGGUGGCUGGUUUUUUCAACACAGGGAUUAGCGAUGCUCAUCCGCUGUCCUUCCUAGUGCGUUUGUGCUAUGGCUUCAUUUCUAGGGACUGGUUAGUCCGGGUGACACAUGUUUACCGAGAAGCGAAUCGCGUGGCCGAUUGGUUAGCGAAUUAUGCUUUCUCUUUGCAGUUAGGUUUUUCUUUUCUCCCCUCUGCACCAACUGAUCUGUCAGUCUUGUUGCUAGAGGACGUAGACGGCUCUUCAAGAGCUCGAUUUGUAAGAUGUUAA